This is a messenger RNA of Plasmodium inui San Antonio 1, 7425 nucleotides long. RefSeq lists its product as hypothetical. Gene Ontology annotation, cellular component: nucleus; cytosol. Lineage: Eukaryota; Apicomplexa; Aconoidasida; Haemosporida; Plasmodiidae. The record is from RefSeq and is a predicted model, not a curated record. The transcript has a single exon. The coding region runs from base 1 to 7425 and encodes 2474 amino acids. Gene Ontology annotation, biological process: proteasomal ubiquitin-independent protein catabolic process. Gene Ontology annotation, molecular function: peptidase activator activity; proteasome binding.
AUGCUGAACACAUUAAGAGAGCUAAACGAUUACAGCAACUUUCUGCCGAAAAAAAUCAAGGAAAAUGUGAACAAGGAGAAGUACCAAAUAUUGUGCGAAAUAAGAAAAAUAGUUUCGCUUAAAAAAAACAACUCCUACAACGUGACGUUAGUGAUUAAGCUGUACAACUUGUAUGAAACCAUCAAUACGACGAAGCACAAAUCCUUUCACUUUUACAUUUUUAUGAUUAAGUAUUUGUGGUACUCCCUGCAAAAUAAGAAUAUAAGUCCAAACUUAAAGUCAUACAUCUGCCAGAGCAUUUCUGGGAUUCUAGAUAAUAUUAAAAGUCACAUUCUGGACGACUACUUUUUUGAAUAUGAUAGGAAACUCAUUUGUAAAGAUGAAGAGUCAAAUAGUUUUGUCUACCCAGAAGAUGUGGGUGGCACUUCGCAUGAUGAGGGAAACGGCAGUGAUGUGACGAGCAAUUCCUAUGAAGGAAUUAGUGACAACUACUACGAUGAAUAUAAGUACAUAAAUGGGGACCGAAGUGAUGUGGAUAGUACCACCAUAAAUGAGAACAAGCCACACAUGUCUGGAGAUCGAUACUACCUUUCUAUUAAUGGGAUUUUCGAAAGAGGACAAGAAAACAGCAGCUCAUUCUUUAACGAAGAAGUUAUAAUUAACGGGAAGGAUGAAAGCUUUCGCUUAUAUAUUCAAAAGUGCAUAUUUAACAUUAUUGAUUAUAAGUACCUGUUUAGCUUAUUUUAUGAUUAUCUGAGUAGCAAUUCAAGGAAGCAGGAUGAGUAUAGUCACAAUGCGUACAAGAAUUUCAUCACGUCUGUCAUCGACUUGUUGGAAAUGUUGAGGCCGUUCUGUUAUUACAACAUUGAUGUGCAUAACUUGCUGUUUGAUUUUUCGUUAAAUAAUAUGUUUUCCUGCAAAUAUGAGGAGUACGUGGACAUGAGGGCCGACUGCCUUGUGGGAUUUGCCAUCCGGGUUGGAAAAUGCGCCCUGGAUGGGGGUCACAACGGUGCCGCGGAUGGCACCCAUGAUGAUAAUUGCGUCAAUAAGGGGGAUGGCAAGGGGAAUGGCAGCCAGGACGACAAUCGGGACGGCAAGCGGGACGGCAACCAGGACGAUUGCUCCACUUCUGAAAUUAACUUCCAACUGAACCGACGAACCAACAGCGGAGUGGUCCUCGACGACAAUUACAAGAAGCACAAACCAGGGGUAGCGGCCAACGCGUUCAUCGGAAUGGCGGACGAACGGGAUCUGCAGCAUGUAGAUCUAGUGGCACACCCCAUUGAAAAAUUAGAAAUUUGUCCAAGAUACAACACGGUGUUUUUAAACUUUGUAAUGCUAAGCCAGCUGGGCUCAGAUGAUUUAUGUUUUAAGUUAAUAAAACACGAAAAGGCGCUCCAUCUGUACAGGAAGUUAAAACGGUACAACUGGCACAGUAUAAAUUAUGCUUUCGUCAGAAUUGUAUACAAAGGAUUAAAAUAUGCCUAUAUGUAUAACAUUAGUCUGGAAAAGCAAAUGAAGGAGAUAAUCAGACUGCUCUUUUUCUUGUUCCUAUAUUAUAUAAAAUUACCUUGUAAUGUUGUGUUAAGUUCCGCGAAAAAGUACAUUCCGGAUGAUUACAAUUUGCUGAUUAAUGAUGAUGACAGUGUCGUAAAAACCGUUUCGAAGACGUUCGUUUUUUUACUCAAUAGAAUGUAUCGAAAGGGGAGGGCAGCCGGGGGGAUGAGUGCGGAGGAAGUCAAGCAAAAGGAGGUGGAGACAAAGAUGAGGGAGAAAGAGUUACUGCAGGCUUCUCUCUCCCUUUUGAAUGACGAAAAUUUUAAUGUAAGCACCUUCGAUGAGGUGACUACUGGUGGUGAAGGCCCAGAAGGCGGCAGAGGAGGAAAAGGAAAUAAAAGAAGAAUAUCUUCCCUUUUUCAAGACCUGGACACACACGAAUUCAUUAACGUCAUUACGUGUCUGUUCAUGCCGCACAUACAUCCUUCUAGCGUGGGGAAGCACCUGGGGAAUAUCAACCUGUUCUUAAACACUUUCCUGUUCUGCUUCAUUAGGAAGCUGAAGAGGGAGAGUUUGUACUUGAAGCGUAUGGAAGUUCGCGGCAGGACCGGAGAUGGUGGGAGUCUAACGGGUGAUAGUCUAACGAGUGGUAGUCUAACCGGUGGUAGUCUAACCCGUCCAGGGGACCUCCGUGGUAAACCUCCCAUCAAUCUGUCUGGCGAAGCGGAUGAUUACGUCUCGAACUACUUCAUCUCGGAGGAAGACAAGAAGUUUGUCAUCGAAAAGUUCACACAGUUAGCCGUGCAGGGGAUGUUCCCCAAGAGCAACAAGGGAGUUAGCCUCUUCGAAAACAUCCUAAAGCACAUAUGCGUAGUGGACAUGAACUGCCUGGAUAUUUUCGUUAAGAAGAUGUUAGAAUGCCUCAUCAAUGUGAAUAUUUCAACCCAGAUAUGUAACUGUCUUUUGUCCCUAUGCCUAAUAUUACCGCUGCUGAUUAGGUAUAAAGCUAGCCACUUGAAAGACCUCCUCUCCGUUAUGAGCAUGGGCAUUGAUAUCUGCGAUGUGUAUAAAAGCUUCACCAUCUUCUCCUUCCUAAGCAUAUUAUUUUCCUACAUUUGCAUUGUCAAAAUUGACAAUGUAGGAGCAGGAAGUGGGGUGGAUUUGGAGAUUGCCGUCAGAGAGUACAAAAAAUUUAUGCACAUGGAAGGCAGUCAGGUGUACACUUUGUACUUCCUAAAUGAUGACCAGAUCGAGGAAGUUAUUAGAGAGCGCAAAGAACUAGUCGAUUAUUUAUGCUAUUGGAUCCAUGAAUUUUUUGAGAAAAUUCUGUACUUUAUAAAAUUUACAAAAAAUGAGAAAAGUAAAGCUAGCAAAAAGCUGAAUGAGGAAAAGGAAAUAACCACAGUGGGCAACGACAUUUACACCGGAUUGAAGACCACACUGAUUUCUCUCUUUAUUCAUUUAGAUCACGACAUUGUUUAUGAGCUCUGUCAGAAAUUUUUAAACAAUAUUGAACUGGAAAACGCCAAAUCCCUGUCUAUCAUUCCACUGGCUUUCGGGCUGGUAAAUAACAAAAGAGUAUACGACACGCUUUUUAACGCGUUUUAUAGGAAGCUCAUCACGAAGAGGAAGAAAAAGCGGCUAAUACCUGCGAUGGGAGCGUCCGAUGGAGGACACGUCGCGGAGCAAGAGGAGGAAUACUUCACCUACUCGAAAAAUGAGUACGCCAAUGACGACACGGUUAAGUGCUACCUGCAGUUUUUGUCAAACCUAAUGAGAAGGGCCAAAAAUGAAUACAUCAAUUUGGAGGAUAUUUACAACUUAAUCGAAAUAUACAUCGUUGAAGAUAACAAUGUUUCCUUUAAGUACAUUUGCAAAAUUAUGUAUAGAUUUCUGGACAUCCAAUUCUCUCUAUCGAUGAAGGAAUACUCGUGUUUUAAGAUUGAAGAAAAUAUUAGUGCACAAGAGAAGGUUCGUACUCUAGGCGGGUGGGGCAUCCCUUGGUACAUUCUAAACAAUACGAAAAAAGAGGCAGAACAGGCAGAGGAGUCAUCACAUAAAACGUGUGAACAGGGACAAGUGGUGCACACCACCUGCAAUGGUGAACAAGGGGCAGCUAAGGGGGACGGCGCCCAUGCGGGAUUCUCCGAAGGACCAGUAUUAAACGCGGAGGAACUCGUAAAAUGGAAAACCCCGUCAAAGGAAAAUGUAAAAGUGGGGAAGAAGUUCACUUACUUUCUGCUGGACUAUGUGCUCGAUCUGAUAAUCCAAUGUGAUGUCCCAGUGUCAACCCCCAAUUUGAUAAAAUACGUGGAGAAGAGAAAAUUAAAGGAAAGAAAAAUCCAUUGGAAAUUCCCCCUAACCCAUUCCAAUGUGAUCUCUAGAAUUUACAAAAUAAUUAAAUGCAUUGUUAAACCACUUAGUUGUUUAUAUCCAGAUGAGAGGUACAGAUAUAAUAACCUCUUACCCAAGUGCCACGUGGUGAAUACAAAGCUGUCUUUCUACCUGUACGUCUACAUGUGCGAAAUUGUCGUGACUUUAUCUUUACACGUUUUGAAGAUACCCGAGCAAAUUUUUAGCAUGUCCUUAUAUGGUAGGUACAACCCUAACGAUGAUAAACUGGAGCACAAAUAUUCCUUCAGCUCGGUAAAUAGUGAAAACAGUGUUAACGAUGUAAACGCGAAGCAGAUGUUGGUAGAGAAGAAUGAGUUGAAAAAAUUAAAAGAGGAAUUUUUCACAAAUAUUAUUAAUAAUAGGGAGAAGACUAUCAAAGCAGAUGCCAAGAUGCAGAGAAAAAUUAUCAAGUGCAUACACUUUCUACUUUUAAAAUGCAACGAGAGUGCCAACAUGACUAUGUACAAUGAAUAUAUUAACAGCAUGCUGUCUUUCACUUAUAAUAUGUACCCGUACAGCUACAACUAUGACAUCAUUAAGACUCAAUACGUUAAUAAUGUGUUCUCUCUGUACAAUGAAAGAUUGAAGCAAAGGAAGAAAAACUACUGCUUUAAGGGAUACCGUGAACAGCUGUGCAAUAUUUUAUUUUUCACCAACUUGUCCGUUUACUCUCAAGUCCGAUCGUAUGCUCAGAGCACCAUGAAGCUCGUUUUGCCCACUUUUAAAAUUAUCAAAAUUCCCUUUCUCAAAAUAUGCUCCUUUUAUCUGAAGAAUUACAUCAAGCUGUAUAUCUUGGUGAAGAGGGAGCGGCAGAAGGGGCCGGACACGGUGAGCAGCGAGGUAAGCGGCAACACACAUGGGGCGAUGAGUGGGGUUACAAAUGGGGGCACUAAUGGUGCGAUAAAUGGCCCGACGAAUGGCCCCAUGAACGACCCCACUAACGGCUCUGCGGAAAGCGGAAGCCUGAAGAAGCUCAGCAGCCUGAAGAGCCUAGGAGAGCUUAACAACCAUGACUAUUUCGAGAACAAGUGCAUCAGCUGCUUUAAUGGAAUCCUGAUAAAUAUAACGAGCAACUCGGGACUGAUAAAGAAGAUCAGCACCGACCUGCACCUGCUGAAGAAGUACAUCAAAAUUAUCCUAAACAUAUUAAGACUGGAAAUGCAGAAGGAUGAAAUAACCCUAAAGUGCAUGAAACUAGUGUAUGCAAUCAUUAACAGCAGAUUUAUAAAAAAUCGAGAGGCUAGUUCCGUAGGGGAGGAAAAAAAAAAGAAAAAGAGCCUGAACGGAUUAUUCUCAUUUCUAAAAGGAGAGAGCGCAAAAAAGAAUAACGUCUACGCGCAAAUCGUCAUUUUAGCUUUCCUCAUCUGCUACGAGAACUUUGUAAUUCUCAAUCACAGUGAAUUCUAUUUUAGCUACCUGCUAGAAAAUUUAAUCAUAAAAAAAAACGUGCAUGUGUAUAACCUAGCCUAUUACGGAUUUAUUAAGUUUUUAAAAUACUUCAACAUAAACGUUGAUAGAGGUAUCGUGCCUGCCCACAUAAUUGACGUGUUCAGGUGCGCAGAUGUGUACGACAAUUUUGUGGAGGUAUGCAUAUACAAAAAUUUGAAGAGUAAGAAAAAGAGCAAUAGCAUAAAUGCCAUCAUCGUGAACUUAUCGAAGAUACAAAAAUCUUUUAAGGGGUUUGCUCACAUUAGCGAGACACACGUGAAGGAUUUUUUCUACAACCAUGAGUUUUUCAAAUUUUUGGUGAAUCUCCAGAAUGGGUAUGAUGAGCAGAUGGGGGGAGAAGCUACCCCCGGAGUGGUGCACACAAAGGAUCCGUACAACCAGGUGAAGAAGCAGGAAGAGGAGGAAGGGGGCACCAUACCAGGGGAUGUGCACCGACUGGGUGAGGAAGAAGCGGCUGGAAAUAAAGGGGAUAGGUGCCUCCAUUUUAGCUUUUUCCAGAGGAUUAUCCACAAUUUGAAGGAACUGCAACAAGAUGCGCAUGCAGAUAAUGAAUACAAAUCUACCUUCAUUUCGCUAAUCUGCCCUUUGCUUUUUUCUCUGAGAAAGUUAAAAAGGAGGGAAGCGGCAGAUGCAAUUUUGGAAAGCAUCAUUUCAUUGCUGGAAAAAGAAAUAGCUGUUGUAAAUAUGGAUUUGUAUAGCAUAUGGAUGUAUUAUUUUCACCUCCUUUUUAUUAACAUAAAGAAGAAGGAUCUUGACAAAUACGAAAAGUUGUUUAAGUUUUGUUUGUGUUUCAAUUUUCAAGACACGUCUAAUUUAAUUUUUAAAAAGAAAACGCAGCUCUUAAGCAUUAUGCUUAUGUACAGUAUGCACAAGAACAUCCACCUCAUGGAUGACCAUCUAAUGGAGUUUCUAAAAUUGAUUGAUAAUGACAACAUAACGGUAAGGCAAGUGGUGGGGGAUCUGUUAGCCUACUUACUCUACGUACUUCACGACAAUAGGUAUUAUUCCCACUUGAAAUGUAUGUACCUUAGGAUAUUACUAUAUCUGUACAAAAGCGCCUGUGAGGUUAUUGAGUACCUGGAAGGGCAGGAGACGCUAUCCAAACAGUCUAAAUUUAUUUACAGGCUGGAGACCCUAGCUUAUAUUACCAUCACCAUUUUCUCGGUUAGAAGCAUGUACCUACUAAAUAAUGUGAGCAUUCCAUUUUUGAAGAUGUUUAUUUUGUCCUUCCAACUUGUGGACAAUUUUAUCAAUGGGAUUGUCAACAAGGCCGUCAACUGCUUCUUGUGCCCCUCGCUCUACUUGUUCGAGUUUGAAAAAAUCAGCUAUGCGGAGGGGGCGGGGGAACCAGGCGAUGCGUGUGUCACAAGUGCCACAUUUGCCACAUGUACCAAAGACCGUACCUACGAAAUAGCAACACCAGAACUAAUUGGUAGCUUCGAUUCACUACUCCAAGACAAGAUGGGAAAUUUAUUCAUAAAGAAUUUAAGCCACUUGCUAAGCAAAAACAACUGGAAGAUUCGCAAUUGCGUGUUACAAUUCUGCUUCUACUUCCAUGCGUACUAUUGCAUAUUUUUUUACAGCCGAACGGAAAACACCUUCCUCCUAAAUGUCUUCAUAUCUUUGCUAGUUGACAAUUAUAUUGAGAUUCAAAAUUUAUCGCGUGAUAUUCUCUCCUCUGUGCUUUGUUUCUACGACAGUCAGACUGUCCAGAGCAUUUCCCAAUACUUUUUAAGCGUGGCAAAUGAGAAAAGUACAUUACCAUCACCACAAAGGGGCAAUCUAGAAACGAGUAAUAGCAGCAGAAUGUUAGACAAUAAAAAAACUGUUGCCAUUUACGCCCUCAUCAGUGUUGUCAAUUCGUUUCCGAAUCACGUCCCCCACUGGCUCCCGAACAUUUUGGUAAGCGUAGCUAGGAUGUCAAAUAAUAAGGUGCAUUUCAUAAAGAAGGAGAUAGAGAAAUGCAUCCAGAACUUUCUGAGGACCCACAAGGACGAAUGGGAAUACAAGUACAAGUUGGUUUUCACGGAGGACCAGCUCAACAUCUUGGACAUGUACAAGGGCGGCCUUAAUUACUUCACCUGA